This is a messenger RNA of Ricinus communis (castor bean), 3741 nucleotides long. RefSeq names its product serine/threonine-protein kinase prpf4B. Gene Ontology annotation, biological process: peptidyl-serine phosphorylation; mRNA cis splicing, via spliceosome; peptidyl-threonine phosphorylation. Gene Ontology annotation, molecular function: protein serine/threonine kinase activity; ATP binding. Lineage: Eukaryota; Viridiplantae; Streptophyta; Magnoliopsida; Malpighiales; Euphorbiaceae. The record is from RefSeq and is a predicted model, not a curated record.
UCUUAUAAUUUAAUUGCCGCAAGCGGCCAGAUUUUGUAACGCGAAAUAGCUCCUAAUUUGGAAAGAAGGAAAGAAAGGGAAUUGAAGAGGAGGGAAAUCCAUAAUAUCUCAUAACAAACAAACAAAGAAAGCGCAGUAGCAGUGCUUUAAUCACACAAAAUUGAUUUCGUUUCUCAAUUACGCUCCUCUCGUAAACUCUAUCCUGUUCUAUUGCUGAACGCAACCAAAAAACAAGGGAAAAGAAACCCUAAAUUAAAACCCUAACCCUAGAUUUCUUGACUAAGCUUUAGAUGGCAAGCGAGAGUGAUGUAACCCAUCGCAAGCACCGGCGGUCACCUUCAGACGAGGCAGAUAAGUCCUCUAAGCGGCACAAACAUCGCCAUCACCGUCACCAUCGCUCUCACCGAAGCAAGAAACACGGUGACGACGAAACAAAUCAUGGUAAUGAAGAAGCCUUUCUUCCGGUUCCUGUGGUUGCUAAUAGUAAUAGAGGUGGCGAUGAUGAUGUGGAGGAAGGUGAGAUUUUGGAGGAGGAGGAAGGUUCUGGUGAUGUUAAUGUCAAAGCUUUCACUUCUCAAAAUCUGGAAGUUCAUGCAGACAAUGUUGACAGUGGUUUGACAAAUUAUAACGGUAAGGUUAGCUUUCCUAAAGAUUCUAGGACUGAUUCUUUAGAAGAAAUUGUUUCUGGAGAUGAUCAGAUAUCUCAUGCCAAUGGGGAUUUGGGUCAUGAAAAACAUCCUAGAGAGGCCAAGAAACAGCAUGGGGAAUCCAGGUCCUCUUCACGCCGAAGUCACAAGCGAAAGAGUUAUGGCGGUGAUGAGACGCCUGAUGGUGAUGAAACCAAAUUAAGUAAUUUGGGAAUUUCAUCAUCUUCUGAUAGUGCGGCAGACAGGUUAAAGACUGUCACAGCCUAUGCUUCUCAUGGUAGGUACCAUGAUGAGGUUGUUGGUAGGAGUGGAUCAUUGUCGCGUGAGUUUGCUAGGGAGAGAUCUCGCUCUCGCAGCAUUGUAGAAGAGGAUGUUCUUCUCAAAAGAAGACAACAUAAUGAAAAGGCUGAAAAUGAUUCUGCCGAUGAAAGAAUGCCUGGACACGACGAAGAUCUGUGGCGUAGUAGCAGAGAUGUGGAGAGGGAGUGCAGUACUAAUUAUAUCAGAAGUCAGGGAGGGGAGGAGAGGCAUGGCAGCUGGAAUACUCAAGGCAGGGAGAGGGAAAUGAAUUGGGAACAGAGAAGGGAGCAGGGACGAGAGAGGAGCAGGGAAAGGGAUCAAAGAAGAGAUAAAGAUCGAGAGAGGAGCAGGGAAAGGGAUCAGAGAAGAGAUAAAGAUCGAGAGAGGAGCAGGGACAGGGAUCUUAGAAGAGAGAAGGGAAGGGAGGGAAGCAGGGACAGUUCGGUAGACAGAUAUCGGAGAAGAGAGAAGGAACAGGAGAGGAGCAGGGACAGGGAGGUAGACAGGGAUCUGAAAAGACAGAAGCAACAGGAGAGAAGCUGGGAUAGGGAAGUGGACAGGGAUCAGAGAAAAGAGAGGCAGUGGGAAAGGAGCUUGGAUAGGGAGAUGAUCAAUGACAGGAGAAGAGAGAGGGAACAAGGUAGGAGCAGGGAGGAGGAGCUGGACAAGAAAAGGCAAAAGGAAAAAGAUAGAAGUAAAGAUAAAUCCAUGUCUAGGGCUAAUGAGAGAGACAGAGAUUGGGAGAGAGUGAAGGAGACAGAUAGGGGUAGUUAUGCCGAGAGGGAGAGAGCUAGGGACCGUGAUUGGGUGACUGACAGGGAGAGGCGGAGUGAUAGAAGUAGGGAGAAAGCCAGGGAAACUAAUGGUGAUUCAGCAAAGUUUUAUAAUUUCAACAGUAAUUCAUUAGAAGGGGACAGGGACAAACUAGAAAGAGAUGAAGAUGCACAGGAUGAUUUUGAAGAGAGGAUUGCACUAAAACUUGCCGAACAAGAGGAGGAUCUUGAUAGGGUCAAAGAGGAAAGCAGAAAGCUCAGGCAAGCCAUUCUCGAAAAAUUUAGAAACCAGCAGAAACAGCAGCAAAAUGAGACUCAAUCAGACAAUGUAGAGAAAGAUGCUGAACAUGCACGGAGUUCUGUCCAAUCAUCACCAGCUUUUAAUGUUGCACCAGAAACUAUUAAUGUUAAGGUUGAACCUUCUGCAUCAUUACCAGCUUCAAAUGUUGCUUCAGAAACUAUUCAUGUUAAGAUGGAAAAUGAUGACUUUAUUACUGAGCCAGCAUUUUCUGUGGGUAAGUCACCUCUACAAAAUGGAAUUCAAGAUUCUGAGAGAACUUCUGGUGUGGCAGGGCUUGGAGAGGGUACUCCCAAGAGUGAGGGAUCAGAUGAGAAAUACUGUGAUGACAUUUUUGGGGAGACACCUGCUAGAAUUCGCAAACCAAGUAAAGGAGAUGGUUUACCAAUUACACGGACUAGUUUGUAUGAUAAUUGGGAUGACGCUGAUGGGUAUUAUGGUUAUCGAUUUGGUGAAACACUUGAUGGUCGGUAUGAAAUUGUUGCUGCUCAAGGGAAAGGUGUCUUUUCCACAGUAGUUCGAGCAAAAGACUUGAAGGCUGGUGUUGGUGAACUGGAAGAGGUGGCUAUAAAGAUUAUACGUAACAAGGAAUUAAUGCAUAAGGCAGGUCAGAAUGAGGUUCAGAUAUUUGAUAAAUUAGCAGCCGCAGAUCCGGAGAACAAGCGGCAUUGUGUUCGUUUCCUUUCAAGUUUUAAAUACAGAAAUCAUCUUUGUUUAGUUUUUGAAUCUCUUCAUAUGAACCUUCGCGAGGUCUUAAAAAAGUUUGGUCGCAAUAUUGGCUUGAAACUAACUGCUGUGAAAGCAUAUGCAAAACAGCUCUUUAUUGCGCUGAAGCAUCUUAAGAACUGUGAAGUUCUUCAUUGUGAUAUAAAGCCUGAUAACAUGCUGGUGAAUGAGGCAAAAAAUGUGCUGAAGCUUUGUGAUUUUGGUAAUGCUAUGUUUGCUGGUAAAAAUGAAAUUACACCAUAUCUUGUAAGCCGCUUUUAUCGGGCUCCGGAAAUCAUUCUUGGCUUGCCAUAUGAUCAUCCAGUGGAUAUGUGGUCUGUUGGCUGCUGCUUGUAUGAGCUUUAUGCCGGGAAAGUACUUUUCCCUGGUGCUACAAAUAAUGACAUGCUCCGUCUUCACAUGGAAUUGAAGGGCCCUUUUCCAAAGAAGAUGCUUAAGAAGGGUGCUUUUGUCGACCAGCAUUUUGACCAGGAUUUAAAUUUUAAUUCCAUGGAGGAGGAUCCAGUAACUAAAAAGAUUAUAAAGAGGAUGCUUUUGAACAUAAAGCCAAAAGAUAUUGGAUCAAUAAUUAUGAGUUCCCCUGGUGAGGACCCAAAGAUGCUAGCGAAUUUUAAAGAUCUCUUAGAUAAAAUUUUUAUGCUGGAUCCUGAGAAGAGGUUGACAGUUAAUCAAGCACUAGGCCAUCCAUUCAUCACCGUUUUAGCCGUUGAUGAAGUCAGUUUUUGGUCGGGAGUACGUACUGGCGGUUCAUUCAGGGGAAUUUACUGUUUUUAUCGUAAGACAACUUGCCAAAGGCGAUUUACCUCUUGUAACCAUUUCUGAUUAUGGCCAUGUGAAAAUUUAUCACAUCUGUUUUUAUUCUCUUUUGCCACCAUUAUUUUUGUACUUUGUACAUGGUUGCUGAGAUUUAAUUGUGAGAAAUUAAUAAGGAAAUAUAUAUUUGGGGGACUCCUAUUAUUUACUAAUAUAGAAUUUAUUUUGUGACCGUUUGCUGAAG